Cokeromyces recurvatus is the source of this 1607-nucleotide messenger RNA. RefSeq lists its product as uncharacterized. Bases 95 to 1546 code for a protein of 483 amino acids. The record is from RefSeq and is a predicted model, not a curated record. Gene Ontology annotation, biological process: protein deubiquitination; proteasome-mediated ubiquitin-dependent protein catabolic process; regulation of proteasomal protein catabolic process. The transcript has 9 exons. Gene Ontology annotation, molecular function: proteasome binding; protein binding; cysteine-type deubiquitinase activity. Lineage: Eukaryota; Fungi; Mucoromycota; Mucoromycetes; Mucorales; Mucoraceae.
UUUAAAUAUUAAUUUUACAUUUAUAGAGCUUAUACGUAUUAUAUAAUCUAUACUUCUUUCCUUUUUUUGCUUAAUUUAACAUCAAGAAAUCAAAAUGCCUAAACUUAAUGUCGUAGUUAAAUGGAGUGGAAAAAAGUUCGAAAUGGAACUAGAUACUGACGAAUCACCCGAACUUUUCAAAACACAAAUCUAUUCACAAACUGGUGUACCUCCUGAACGUCAAAAGGUUUUAGUUAAAGGUGGUAUUUUAAAGGAUGAUACUGAUUUAAAUAAGUUGGGGUUAAAAGAAGGUCAUAGCUUUAUGAUGAUGGGCACAGCAGGUGAGCUUCCUAAACCUCCUCCAAAACCUGUUCAAUUUUUAGAAGACAUGACAGAAGCUGAAGUAGCUGAGGCUUUGGACAUUCCUGCUGGAUUGGAAAAUCUUGGUAAUACAUGUUAUAUGAAUGCUACUUUGCAAUGCAUGAAAGCUAUGCCUGAACUUCAAUCAUCCCUGGAGAAUUAUAAAGGUGGAAUAAAUGGUAUGGAUAAUCGUGGUAAUCUUAUAGCUAGUCUUCGUGAUCUUUUCAAUAAUCUUACCAAGUCUCCUAGUGGAUUUCCUCCUUUGAUCUUCUGGCAGAUGCUUCGUCAAUCUUUCCCACAAUUUUCUCAAACUGGUCAAGGAGGUAUUCCUAUGCAACAAGAUGCAGAAGAAUGUUGGAGUGAGCUUGUAUCAGUUUUGAAAACAAAGCUGCCUAAAGAGGAAGAUGAAAAGAACUUUAUUGAACGCUAUAUGACAGGCCAAUUACAAACAGAGACUACAUGUAUAGAAGCUCCUGAGGAAGAAAAAGUAGUUACUACGGAUACAUUCAACAAAUUAAGCUGCCAUAUUUCUAUAGAGACAAAUUAUAUGAUUCAUGGUAUAUUGGAUUCUUUAAAUGAACAAAUUGAGAAAACAUCGCCUACAUUGAAUCGUACAGCUACAUAUCAACGUAAAUCACGUAUCAGUAGACUUCCUCAAUAUUUACCUGUUCAAUUUGUACGCUUCUUUUGGAAAGCUCAAGAGCAAGUAAAAGCCAAAAUUUUACGUAAAGUGAAGUUCCCACUUGAAUUUGAUGCUACUGAACUUUGCACACUUGAACUUCAGAAAAAGUUUACUGAUGCUAAAGCAAAGUUGAAAGAAAUUGAAGAUAAAAAGAUUGCUAGAGAAAGAGAAGAAAAGCGUAGAAAGAUGAAUAAUGAUGAUAACAGCAGCAGUAGCAGCAAUACAAAUAUGGAUACAGAGGAUGAAAAGGUGAAUUGGGAAGAUUAUUUAGAUCCAGAGUUAAUUAAGGAUAUUGGUUGUAAUCCUACAGGUCAAUACGAGCUUGUUGCUGUUUUGACUCAUGUAGGUCGAUCUGCUGAUUCAGGUCAUUAUAUUGCUUGGGUUAAAAAGGCAGAAGAUGAAUGGCAUAAAUUUGAUGAUGAUAAGGUUUCUGUUGUUCGUGAUGCUGACAUUGAACGUCUUGAUGGCGGUGGUGAUUGGCAUACAGCUUAUAUUGUUUUAUAUAAAGCCAAAAAGCUUGAUUAAAAUUAUAAAGUACUUUAAUAGUAUAAUAAAAGUUUUGCUUUAGUGUUUAUAAUGAGAUAAA